Helicoverpa armigera (cotton bollworm) is the source of this 654-nucleotide messenger RNA. RefSeq names its product large ribosomal subunit protein uL18m (gene mRpL18). Bases 78 to 596 code for a protein of 172 amino acids. The transcript has 2 exons. Gene Ontology annotation, cellular component: mitochondrion; ribosome. Gene Ontology annotation, molecular function: 5S rRNA binding; structural constituent of ribosome. Lineage: Eukaryota; Metazoa; Arthropoda; Insecta; Lepidoptera; Noctuidae. Gene Ontology annotation, biological process: translation. The record is from RefSeq and is a predicted model, not a curated record.
AGGCGAACUUGUCAAAAAUCUAUUGUGGUGAGGUUAUAAAAAAUAAAUAAUCAAAAAAGAUCCAGAAAAUAGUAAAAAUGAAUAACCUCAAGAGAUUGUUGGUAGCUCCGAGUCUCACCAGACUGAACUCAACAGCUCCAGCUGAAUUUGUUAACAGAAACCCUCGGAACUUGGAAAAAAUAAGGAUCGCUCGGAAACCUGAUGGUUAUCACUUGGAUGCACCGGGCAGGAAGUUCUGGCACAAAUUAGAAUUAGUAGCGAGCAACCGCACUGUAACUGUCCGAGUACUGCAUUACGUGAAUGGCCCAGUCAUUGAGGCAAAGACAUCAGAGUGGGCUUUACGGAAACAGCUCUACAGUAUCAAGGACACUUCUGCUUACAUCAACUUGGGCAAAGUCUUUGCACAAAGAUGUAUAGAAAGCGGCAUCACAGAAAUGUACUGUGAUAUACAGCCUACUGAAGGCGGGAAAGUUGACAGAUUCUUAAAAGAGGUUGUCAAUGGAGGUGUCAAAUUGGAAGAACCAGAAGUGUAUAAGAAACCCUACCCUUGGGAUAGAGAAAGGCCAGAAAAACCAUGGGAAGUUGCAGAACAAUAGAUUUUAGAGUUAAUUUAUUAGUAGGUAAAUAGGUGAUAAUAAAAGAAAUAAUUUUUAA